Molecule: messenger RNA, 696 nt
Organism: Lactuca saligna
Lineage: Eukaryota; Viridiplantae; Streptophyta; Magnoliopsida; Asterales; Asteraceae
Source: the annotation of a GenBank genome assembly
AUGGACCAAAUUUUGUAUGGAUUGGGAUGUAUAAACUACCAAUACCUCUGUAACCCUAACCCUCGUAGCAUUGCAGCUGCCACCGCCUUCCUCCAUUCUCCAGCCGCCACCACCUCAGUCGAGGUCCCAAACCACCAGAGCCAGUCACCUCGUGCUCAUCCUCCGCCAGGAAACCAAAUGGCGUAUGUUGCUGCCGCCGCUCCUAGGCCGACCACCCUAGUUCCUUCCCGACUCGUAGUUGAUGUUCAGCUUUGGAGAUCGAAGGCGAACGACAGUGGAGGUCUCUAUGGUCGUGGGAAGGAACGGUCAAACCAGCUGUUGUUGGAUCUCAAUGUUAUCGUCACUGCCAUGCAGUGUUUCGCCGAUGACGAUGUUGUUGCCGAUCGACCGCCCUUACUACCGCCAUUUUAUGCCAUCACUGUCGUUGUACGCCACCAGGUCACCACCACCGUCGUGAGGUGGUGGCUAGCACCUCCGACCACCGUCUGCCGCAACAGGAUGACUGAUAAUCAAAGAAAUCAACUCGUCACCGCUAUGAGGUGGUGGUUGCCACCUCAUGCACCAUUCUGCCACCACCAUCGACCACUUUGGGUGCAAUUAAACACACAAUCGCGCUCAAUUUUCACCGCCGUGAAAGUAUUUGGUUGUGAUUUGAACUUGAUUAACUUCUUAAGGAAAACGGAUAUUGAUCGGUAG